This is a messenger RNA of Lottia gigantea (owl limpet), 267 nucleotides long. RefSeq lists its product as hypothetical. The transcript has a single exon. The annotation marks the transcript as partial. Lineage: Eukaryota; Metazoa; Mollusca; Gastropoda; Lottiidae. The record is from RefSeq and is a predicted model, not a curated record.
CCUUAUAAAUCAGUCAAAGACCCUUAUAAAUCAGUCAAAGACCCUUACAAAUCAGUCAAAGACCCUUAUAAAUCAGUCAAAGACCCUUACAAAUCAGUCAAUGACCCUUAUAAAUCAGUCAAAGACCCUUACAAAUCAGUCAAAGACCCUUAUAAAUCAGUCAAAGACCCUUAUAAAUCAGUCAAAGACCCUUAUAAAUCAGUCAAAGACCCCUAUGCCCCCUCUCACUCUCUCCAAUCAAUAUAUUUUCAAUCAGGAGAAAGAUAA